CUCCUCUCUCUCUCUCUCUCUCUCUCUCUCUCUCUCUCCUUCCUCCUCCUCCUCCUCCUCCUUCUGGACCUCCCUCGAUUAUUCAUCAUCUCCAUCUCCAGGAUUUUGCAAUUCCUAUACCGGUAUAUUCUGGGUUCGAUACGUGUAUAGAUGCAUUGACAGAAUUCGUAAUAGAUACAUUUAUGUACAUCCAGAAUUUUGAAAUUGAAUAGUCGCCGUCGUUGUUUUCUGCAAUAUCAGCAGUUUUUUUUGGUCUGCAAAGAUAUUUCUUUUCUUCAAGAGUCUUCUUCGCACUCGCGGAUUCCUGCUAGUUCCUAAUCAGCUGUAAUCUGGUUGCUGGUUGAAAUUGGCUGUUGCAGAAGAAAUGAUGUAUGAUCUUCAGGAGUAUUCUGCUUGAUGGACUAUAAUCCCACCAGUAGUGACAAAAAAACUCUGAAGAGGUGGUUUUUCAUUGAUAAAAGGGUUGGUUGAAAGAACUUGAAGGUUUCUACAGUUGGGGAAUACUGCUUGGAGUCAGCCCCAGAUCCAAAAGCGUGAUUUUUUAGUUUUUUUCACCCCAAAGCCUUUUCCCUUUUACUGAUACAUUUGGAAACAAUGGACCUCAAAUCAAGUCAUACAUCCCCCGUACUUGCUGAUCCUGCUCUUAUCAAUGAGUCAAUGUUGGGAAUCCAUUCUGGCCUCUUGCCGUACUCCCACAAUGGUACAGCUUUCUCUCCAGCACCCUUCCUCACAAUUCCAAGGAGGAAGCCUGGGAUACUGGAUGAUGUUCGAUCUAGUUCUUGGUUGGAUGCGAUGAAGUCAUCAUCUCCCACCCAUAACAAAGUAAAUAAAGAUUCCAGCACUGGGCAAUCAUCAAAUGAUAGUGACAAUGCUUAUCGUACUUGGAUGCUCAAGUAUCCAUCAGCAAUUGCAUCUUUUGAGCAAUUAAUUAACUGUGCAAAGCACAAAAGAGUAGCACUUUUUCUGGAUUAUGAUGGGACUCUAUCCCCAAUAGUUGACAACCCUGACCAUGCCGUCAUGUCAUGUUCGAUGCGUGCUGCUGUAAGAAAUGCAGCUAAGUGUUUCCCAACAGCAAUAAUAAGUGGGAGAAGUCGUGACAAGGUAUCUGAGUUUGUGGGACUAACUGAACUUUACUAUGCUGGAAGUCACGGGAUGGACAUUAUGGGUCCUGCUCAACCAAAUUCCAAAGACCAGACAAAAUGUAACAUGUCCAUUGACAAGCAGUGCAAGGAUGUUAAUUUGUUCCAGCCUGCUAGUGAAUUCCUACCCAUGAUUGAUGAGGUCUUUAGGUCUUUGGUUGAGAUCACAAAAGACAUUGUGGGAACAAAAGUUGAGAACAACAAAUUCUGUGUAUCUGUACACUAUCGCAAUGUCGAAGAGAAGAGUUGGACAAUAAUUGCAGAGUCUGUCGGAGAAAUUUUGAAGCACUACCCUCGUCUGCGAUUGACACACGGUCGGAAGGUUUUAGAAGUCCGUCCUGUGCUUAAUUGGGACAAGGGGAAAGCCGUUGAGUUCUUACUUGAAUCGCUUGGGUUGAGCCACUGUGAUAAUGUGUUACCCAUAUACAUUGGAGAUGACCGUACUGAUGAAGAUGCCUUCAAGGUUUUAAAAAAGGGCAGUCGCGGUUAUGGCAUCUUGGUAUCUUCUGUCCCAAAGGAAAGCAAUGCUUCCUACUCCCUCAGGGAUCCAUCAGAGGUCAUGGAGUUCCUCAAGUGCUUGGUGAGCUGGAAGAAGUCAACUGCACUUUAACUGCAUUCGAGUACAAGAAGAGAAUCUAUCGAUAAUACGUAUACCAUUAGGAAGAUUUCAGUUUUAGAUUAGUUAUGUAAGAAUAACCGAUGGGCUUAGGAGCAGAGGUGCCUGAUUCAGCUUUUGAGCAUGGAACAGGGGUUAAUUAAUUGUUCCUGCUUAUGGCUUUCCCUGUAAAUUCUCUCUUUCACAGUAUAUCAUACUUGCGGUGCCUGGGAUGCCCUCAUUCACAAGCGUGAUGAUAUUCAUGAUUUGCAUUCUUUCAUUACAAUUCAUAGUAGUAUCCGUUGUUGGUUCUCCCUAAGGGAGAAUGUAGCAACAUUUGUUUGUUUGAUUUAUUUGGACGGAUGUCAAUCAUUUCUUUAAUUAAAUAAAUGUAUCUUCCGUGUA
Molecule: messenger RNA, 2139 nt
Organism: Coffea arabica (coffee)
Lineage: Eukaryota; Viridiplantae; Streptophyta; Magnoliopsida; Gentianales; Rubiaceae
Source: RefSeq, a predicted model, not a curated record